Molecule: messenger RNA, 3220 nt
Organism: Poeciliopsis prolifica (blackstripe livebearer)
Lineage: Eukaryota; Metazoa; Chordata; Actinopteri; Cyprinodontiformes; Poeciliidae
Gene: cratb
Product: carnitine O-acetyltransferase b
Exons: 15
Coding region: 366-2219 (617 amino acids)
Biological process (GO): carnitine metabolic process, CoA-linked
Cellular component (GO): peroxisome
Molecular function (GO): carnitine O-acetyltransferase activity
Source: RefSeq, a predicted model, not a curated record
GUUUACGGAAACGUUUUUACGUCAGCGCGCGUGCAGCAGCGGCGGCGGCAGUUAUCUCCUCUCUCCUGCCCGCUACGUGAGGCUCUGCAUGCUCGCUGCCAGAGGGAACAGCCGCCGGGGAGACGAGGCGGAGGGGCAGCGCGUCGUUUUCCGCCCUGAAAAAGCAACUUUUCUCCGGAAGCUGCGCGUCGAGCGAUGAGGGCCGCCGAGUGUCUCCAUGACGGAGAAGUAGGAGGAGGUCAGGGCUUCGUUUGGGCGAUCUGACGCUGCGCAGUCUGAGCUGUGUACGUCUGUGGACGUAAAGAAAACGGUGCCUUUUUGUGGCCACGCAUGCUCCACAGGGUGGGGAGCUGAUCCGAGGAAAUAUGAUUUUCAGGAAUAUUCAGGCGAGAACUUGCAGAGCAUGGCUGUCUUUGGUUUCCCCGAGGCAGGAGCCGUGUUUCUACUCCACGGUGCCCCCGCAGCCGGUGCCCCCGCUGACCCAGACCCUGCAGGGCUAUCUGAGGGCGCUGGAGCCCCUUCUGCCCCCGGAGGAGCUCAACCACACCCGCAGGAUGGUGCAGGAGUUCGGGAGGCCCGGGGGCCUGGGACAGCAGCUGCAGGAGGGGCUGGAGAGGAGAGCCAGGCUCACCAAGAACUGGGUCUCGGACCUGUGGGUCCGGUGGGCGUACCUGGAGAGCAGGCAGCCCCUGGCGGUCCACUCCAACCCGGCCAUCUCUCUGCCCCGCAGGGACUACAACGACUGGAGGAGCCAGCUGCUGUUUGCAUCUAAAUUGAUAGCAGCUGUUUUGGACUUCAGAGCCAAAAUGAACAAUGGGCAGCUGCCGGUGGAGUUCAUGCGAGGGAAGCCUCUGUGCAUGGAGCUGUACCCGCUCCUCUUCUCCUCCAGCAGGAUUCCCGGACCCAAACACGACUACGUCGCUCACUACAGCAACUCCCGACGCUCGCCGACCCACAUCACUGUGGUCAGGAACUACCAGUUCUUCCAGCUGGAGGUUUACAACAGCGACGGCUCGCGGAUGACCGAGAGUCAGAUUCACAGUCAGCUGCACAGAAUCAGGUCUCAGUCCUGGAAGACGGACAAGGAGCCCAUGGGCAUCCUGACCAGCGAGCACCGCCACACCUGGGGCGAGGCGUACAACCGGCUGCUGAAAGACAAACUGAACCAGGAGUCGGUCCGGAUGAUUGAGACGGGUCUUUUCUUGCUGUGCUUGGAUUCUCCCGUCAUGAGAAUAUCAGAUGAGAAGUACGCCAGCCGUAAGGCGGCUCAGAUUCUGCAUGGAGGCGGGACGUACUCCAACAGCGGCAACCGUUGGUUUGACAAAACACUGCAGUUUGUGGUGGGCGAGGACGGAUCAUGGGGCCUCCUGUACGAACAGGCCACAGCUGAGGGCCCGCCCAUAGCCAACCUGCUGCACCAUAUACAGGAGUACUGUGAGAAGCCCGACCCAAAGAGGGCGCCGCUCGUUCCCCUGCCGAUGCCCAAGAAGCUCUACUUCCACAUCGACCUGGACAUCAAGAGGGACAUCGAGCAGGCCAAGCAGAACCUCGACAUUCUGAUCAACGACCUCGACGUCCACGUCUUCAACUUCAAGAGGUUCGGCAAAGAGCUUCCCAAGAAGCACAACUUGAGUCCGAACUCCUUCAUCCAGGUGGCUCUGCAGCUGUCCUACUACAGAGUUCACAGCGAGGUUUGUCCUGCCUGCGACAUCGCCUCACAGAGGAUGUUCCGAGGAGGACGGACCGAGUACAUCCGCUCGCCCACAAACCAGACGCUCAAGUUCAUCCUGGCCUUCGACGAUCAGACCGUAUCGAGAGAAGCGAAGCUGGAGCUGCUCAGAGAAGCAGUGGAUGCAUACUCAGAGCUGACCGCGCAGGCUCUGAGAGGACACGGCAUCGACCGCCACCUGCUGGGGCUCAAGCUGCAGGCCAUCGAGGAAGGACUCAGCAUUCCCAAAAUCUUCAUGGACACGGCUUACGGCCUGGCCACGCACUGGAAGCUGCGCACAGGACAGGUUCCCGCCAACACCGACAGCGUGAUGUGUUUCGGGCCGCUCGUGCCCGACGGUUACGCCGUGUGCUACAACCCGCAGGCGGACCACGUCCACUUCGCCGUCACCGCCUUCAACUGCUGCGAGGAGACCAACGCAGAGACAAUGGCUCGCACGCUAAAGGAAACGCUGUGCGACCUGCAGGAGCUGCUGCAGCCUACCGUGUAGAGCUGCUGCAGCAACAAACACGAUAAACCCUCCUUCCAAUAAGGGAAACUUUCUAAAUGUUUUCUACGAGGCUUAUAUCUCAGUUACGCUUGUCGUUACUCUUCCAUUGGAGCUGAAGGCUGAACUCUGCGGCUCUGCUGUGCUUUUGAUAAUUUUUUUUACUGCUGAUCUUUCUCUCUUUCAGUACGAAACUCUGACUAAACGCUGGUUUCAAUGUGAAAGCCAAAACAAGCUACCUGACACUCCAGCAUUAACCAAAGCAUCAAAUCACUGCACUCCUCUUUUUACGAGUUGUUAGACAACCACCGGCCUUCCUGGUACGUUCCACCUUAAAACUACCGUUUGCACCGUCAGCACAGUUAAUUUGAUUUUUGUAGGUUUAGUGGCCUUUAAAAAUGGACCAAAGGAGGUUAUUAUAAAUGAAAUGAAGGUUUCCUUUGCAUCUGAGGGGGAGAAAAAUACACAGAACCUGUAACACGGAGCAGGAUGUGCAUCUUCUUGGGAGAAAAUUGAUGGUAAAACCUUUACAAAUGUGACUUUACAUUUGUGUCUUCAUCCGUUUCCGUUUUAGACUUUAAUUAUGGCUCUGACUGUAGAUAUGAGCAAGUGAAGGCGAGCAGCUAUUUUCUUACCGCCAUUUUCUGCCUUGCUUGGAAGUUUAUGUUCUCAUGUCUUUCCUAAUUGGAAGAGUAAGUAAUAGAUGGGCUUCUGUGCCCAAGUCCUGGAUUACCAACUAAAUGUUCCUAGAAGUUCUGAUGAAGUAGAUACGGAAAUGCUUGUUUUUGUAGGAAUUGUUCCAUUUCACAACCUGGAUUGAUUCUCUGAUGUGAUAACUAGCAUAACAAUGGUAUUAAAAGUAAUUUCCAUUGUUGGGAUGAAUUAACUUCAAUUUGUGAAUGUGGCUGUAAUUUACAUGCUGAGGUUUCCCCACUCUGAUGGCUCUGCAGGCGUUUGCUUCAACCUGCAGGACUCCUUAACAAAUAAAGAGUGUGAUCAUUUGA